This is a messenger RNA of Cavia porcellus (domestic guinea pig), 858 nucleotides long. It is a transcript of the gene Mrpl21, whose product is annotated as mitochondrial ribosomal protein L21. Bases 46 to 675 code for a protein of 209 amino acids. Gene Ontology annotation, molecular function: structural constituent of ribosome. NCBI's taxonomy places the organism in Eukaryota, Metazoa, Chordata, Mammalia, Rodentia, Caviidae. The record is from RefSeq and is a predicted model, not a curated record. Gene Ontology annotation, cellular component: mitochondrial large ribosomal subunit; ribosome. The transcript is spliced from 7 exons.
GCCGACGCACAAGGUUCGUGUUGCUUCCGCUUCCGGUUCGGGAAGAUGGCGGCGGCCGCAGCAUCCUCGGCCCUAUGGGGCACCUUGGGGCGGCUGGUGUGUGCUUGCAGCCGCAGCAUCUUGACACCGUCGGUGCCCGGCACAGCUUCCCUCUGGUCUGCUGCUCAAAGGUUCAGUUCGCAGAGCGCUUCAUUUUCGCCUGGAUAUGUUCCUAAAACAUCCCUGAGUUCGCCACCUUGGCCAGAAAUCGUUCUGCCAGACCCAGCUGAGGAGACCAGACACCACACAGAGGUUGUAAAGAAGGUGAACGAGCUGAUCGCCUCGGGCCAGUACGGCCGGCUCUUUGCCGUGGUGCACUUCGCCAGCCACCAGUGGAAAGUGACCGCCGAAGACCUGAUCCUAAUUGAAAAUGAAUUAGACGUCAUGUGUGGAGAGAGGAUCCGGCUGGAGAAGGUGCUGCUGGUCGGCGCGGACAACUUCACACUUCUUGGCAAGCCACUCCUUGGAAAGGAUCUUGUUCGAGUCGAAGCCACAGUCAUUGAGAAGACAGAAUCAUGGCCCAAAGUCAACAUGAAAUUUAAGAAGAGGAAAAACUACAAGAAGAAAAAAAUUAUUGUGCACCCCCAGACUGUCCUCCGGAUUAACACCAUUGAGAUCGCUCCGUGUUUGCAGUGAUCACCGAGCCAACACUAAGAAGAAAAAAUAGCUGGGCACGACCGCACAUGCCGGUGACCCCUGCACUGGGAGACUAAGGUGGGAAGAUGGAAAGUCUGAGCCCACCCUGUCAGUGUGAAGACCCUGGGUUCAUUCCUCAGUAGCAGAGGUCUGGGGGAACAAAAGUAAAUUCUUAUUUUCCAA